AUGCAAGAGGCGUUUUGUAGUGUGCCGUCCACGACUAUUAAUGCUGCAAGUUUCGACGAGCGCAACUACUGCGACGGCUUGCAACAGCUGGAUGGUCCAGUAUCAGCGGUGUCCGGCGCCAAGCCGCCUUAUGCGACGUGCGACACUUGCAAGAACAACUGCAACCACCUUCCUUUGCUGCAGUGUGGGAAGACUGUCGAGUACCCCCGGAUCCUCGGUGAAGAGUCUCUUCGCAUCUUCACCCUAUUACGUCUCAUCGUUCCGUAUAUACCAGAUUCCAAUCAACUUUCGUGGCAGAAAGCAGCUGGGAUGUACCAAGCCUGCUUGAGUUUCACGUCGUCGUACGAAACCGAGACUCAAUAUCUCGUCGAGUGGAUGAGAUCAUUGAACCUGGAUUUCCUCAACAAGACAAGAUUGAAGAAGGUCAACCCAGUUGAGAUGAUGGUGCGCGGCUCUGUUGACCUCGGAGUGGAAGCCGUAAUUGCGAUUGUUUUCUCCAAGAAGUACUUUAAGAAUAACAAGAGAGGGAUGAAGCUGGUCGAGUUCACGGAGCCUUACAUGUUUCUUCGCGACAGGAGCGCGAGUGACGCUUGUUACAGUCACGUCAGGAAAGUCAUGAAUCUUGCGGUCCUCAGCCCCUACUUCCACUCAGAGAUUCCACCGUACAUCGUACCACAGGCGCAGCGUAUGGUGUCCGAAGUCCGCAAUGCCUUCUUGAAGGCUUUGGAAUCUUCAAGCUGGCUCGGCCUCAAAAUUCGAGAAGCUGCAAUACGCAAGUUGAAGAACAUGACGUCCUACGUGGGAAGCCCCGGGCGGAGAUCAGACCCGGAGUUCGUGGAAUCGGUUUACAAACCUUACCCGGACGCACCACUGGACAUACUUUUCCCGACGUGGAUAAAGGCUCUGAGCCUAUCUUCUCACUAUAUUUGGACCGACCAGGAGACCCGGCUCUACGACGAGGCUCGUCGUAGCCCGUAUUAUACAGACAACUACAAUGAUUUUACUAUACCGGCAACGUCCUUGAUUCGUCCAUUCAUGUAUUAUGGGAUUACUUCACUGAACUAUGGCGGUCUCGGAAAGUUAAUUGGCCACGAGAUAAUGCACGGAUUCGAUGUAAACGCUAUAGAGUCGCUGAAGGACAAUGAUCCUGAAGGCAUGAAAAAUGUCAGAAAAGAAUACACAAAAAGGGCACUCUGCUUGCGGGAAUCUCACAAGUCUGUGCUGUUCAUAAAUGGCCAGGAAGAGAUCUUGAACGAAACGUUGGACAGUGAGAACUUGGCUGACUUCGUGGGCACCAAGAUUGGAUAUGACGCCUUCGUUUCCUUGGUCCCAGAAAACAGGGACGAAACACUAGCCGGGCUAGACAUGUCAGCGGAGCAACUGUUCUUCUUCAACAGCUGCGCGAUAAUGUGCGCUCAGCACGGCAUUCCAGGGCAACGCUACGCACCAUAUCGCUCCCGGUGCAUGGUGCCCCUGAUAAACAUGCCGGAGUUUUCCCGUGCCUUUGGCUGCGCAGCCGGGACACCUAUGAAUCCACGCAAGAAGUGCACUUUUUGGUAG
Molecule: messenger RNA, 1560 nt
Organism: Rhipicephalus sanguineus (brown dog tick)
Lineage: Eukaryota; Metazoa; Arthropoda; Arachnida; Ixodida; Ixodidae
Product: neprilysin-1-like
Exons: 8
Coding region: 1-1560 (519 amino acids)
Biological process (GO): protein processing
Cellular component (GO): plasma membrane
Molecular function (GO): metalloendopeptidase activity
Source: RefSeq, a predicted model, not a curated record